CAGCUGCAGGCCGUGAGGCCCUUCGGCGCCUCCGCCCCUCGAACUCCAUUUCCCAGCGCGCGCUGCAGGCCCGGCCCUGCCCUGCCGGCGGGAGGCGGCUCCGGCUCCGCUCUCGGUCCGGUUGCGCGUGAGGGGAGCCGGGGCCAUGAGCCGCCUGGGCUCGGUGCAGCGGAAGGUGCCCUGCCUGUUUGUGACGCAGGUGAAAGAGGAGCCCUCGGCCAAGCGGGAGCGCCAGCCAUUUAAAGUUUUGGCAACUGAAACCAUAAAUAGAAAGGCGUUAGAUGCAGAUAUAUACAAUGCAAUUCCAACUGAGAAGGUGGAUGGAACUUGCUGUUAUGUAACAACGUAUAAAGGGCAGCCGUAUCUUUGGGCGAGGUUGGAUAGAAAACCCAACAAACUAUCUGAGAAAAGGUUUAAAAGAUUCCUGUAUUCAAUGGAAGACUCAAAAGAAUUUAUUUGGAAUAUUGAAGAAGACUUCAGACCUGUCCCAGAAUGCUGGAUUCCAGCAAAGGAAAUCCAGCAAUCCAGUGGAAACCCUUUGCCUGAUGAAAAUGGACACAUUCCAGGUUGGGUGCCAGUGGAGAAAAAUAGCAAACAAUAUUGCUGGCAUUCAUCUGUUGUUAAUUAUGAGGCUGAAAUAGCCCUUAUAUUGAAGUGCCAUGCUGAUGAUCCUGGACUUUUGGAAAUCAGUUCUGUGCCAUUAUCAGAUCUUUUGGAACAAACACUGGAGCUUAUUGGAACUAAUAUUAAUGCAAAUCCAUAUGGAUUAGGAAGCAAGAAGCACCCUGUUCAUCUUCUUGUACCACAUGGAGCAUUUGAAAUAAAGAAUCCACCUAUGCUGAAACACAGUGAUAUAUUGACUUGGUUUGAAAGCUGUAGAGAGGGUAAAAUUGAAGGAAUUGUAUGGCAUUGUAAUGAUGGACAUUUAAUCAAGCUCCAUCGACAUCAUCUUGGUAUGUGCUGGCCAAUUCCAGAGACAUAUCUGAAUUCUCAACCAGUUGUCAUUGCUGUUAAUAGGACCAAAUAUGACUGUGACUUUGAACCAAAGUGUUUGUUUAACCAUUUUUCAAAGCUGGAUGGGCAGAGGUUCAGUAGACUAAAAGAUAUAAAGUUUGAUGUUUAAAGAGAAAAAAGAAUCUUGUCAGAGGUGGCUGCCAUAUGUAUUAUUGUACCUUCUUCUCCUGCUUUGCCCACAAUAUAAGUGGAUAUUUUUGCAAAUAAUUGUGGCAUAGGGAGCUACAAUGCAAAUGAUUGGCAUAAAUAUGAUCAAUAAUAUGAAGCAAAAGAGCAGUAAAAGCAAAUCCAAAAUAGAUCUCCCUCUCUUAGAUUUCAGCACAUUUGUUGUUUGGUUUUGAAAGAGCCUUAAAUGUUGAAACUGUUGGGGCUAAGAGGAAGACAGUGUUUAAUGUUAGCUGCUUCCAUGGGCUUGUAUAGUGAAGCAGAAAGUGAUGGUUUUAAAACAAAAACAGAAGUCAGCUAACUUUUAGAGUUUCUGAAUUUUUACAGCCUGCAGUUUAUUCUGAAGUCAAACUGCAACUCACAGAACACUCAUGUUUGGGCCCAAUGCUUUCUAUUAUAUCUGUGAAGUAACACAGAUUUAAAUCAGUAAGACAGACCAUAAUCAGGCCCUACAUUUUUAAAAAAUGUUUACAAUUGUAACAAUUUUUUAUUUGGAUUUAAACAUUCCACAAUAUUUGUAAUCCCCCUCCCCCCCCGCCCUAACCCAUGCUGCAGUAGUGUGCUACGGCUUGAAAACCAAGUAGUGAAAUUGUUUACAUUAUCCAAUCUCUUGGGACAAACUGUUUUUUUUUUUGUUAAUAAGC
Chrysemys picta bellii (western painted turtle) is the source of this 1823-nucleotide messenger RNA. It is a transcript of the gene RLIG1, whose product is annotated as RNA 5'-phosphate and 3'-OH ligase 1. Gene Ontology annotation, molecular function: RNA ligase (ATP) activity. The record is from RefSeq and is a predicted model, not a curated record. Lineage: Eukaryota; Metazoa; Chordata; Testudines; Emydidae. Gene Ontology annotation, biological process: response to reactive oxygen species.